AUGAGGGGCUUCCUCCCCGGUGGAAAUGUUCCACAAGUUAAUCAAGUUCCUCAAGGUGUUCAAGAUGAUCAAGUACCUAUUGUGGAUGGAAAUAAUAAGGUUUCGAUUAUUCCCCCGGAAAUGGAUAAUGGGGAGAUUAGAGAGGCUCUCCUUACCCUAGCCCGAGCUAUGACAACUCAAGUGAAUAGAGACAUUGGGCCUAGAGUGAAUGCUAUGGAGAGUACUAUGACCUCUAGGUUGAGGGACUUUGUGAGGAUGAAUCCUCCUACCUUCUUUGGUUCUACGGUGGUAGAAGAUCCCCAAGCUUUCUUGGAUGAGAGUCUAAACUUGGGAGGAGAAUUAGAGAUGCUAAUAGGGGAAGAACUGAUGAGCAAGUUCAACAUAAGUUUAAGAAUAGGGAUUCAAAACCAAGAUGGUUUUAGUGCUCCUAAGGUGAACCAUGAGAGAGGUAGUGGUUCCCAAGUGGUUAGGCCUACUUGUGCGACUUGUGGGAAAAAGCACUGUGGAAAGUCUCUAGCUGGUACUAGUGGGUGCUUUGGUUGUUGGAAGGAUGAUCACCAGGUGAGGGAUUGUCCUACUAUUUCGGCUAGAGGAAGAAAAGCCAAGAAAGUUCCUGCUAAUGUUUCGGAUAGUGGUGCUCCAAGGAGGAAUCACUUCUAUGCUCUCCGAGCCAAAGGAGCAAAAUCGGAUGAUGAUGUGAUGUCGGUAAGUUAUAGUUUUCUCUCCUUAGUUAUAUGA
Molecule: messenger RNA, 738 nt
Organism: Solanum pennellii
Lineage: Eukaryota; Viridiplantae; Streptophyta; Magnoliopsida; Solanales; Solanaceae
Exons: 2
Coding region: 1-738 (245 amino acids)
Source: RefSeq, a predicted model, not a curated record